Magnolia sinica is the source of this 2879-nucleotide messenger RNA. Its product is annotated as serine/threonine-protein kinase BLUS1. The record is from RefSeq and is a predicted model, not a curated record. The coding region runs from base 275 to 2539 and encodes 754 amino acids. The transcript has 21 exons. Gene Ontology annotation, molecular function: protein serine/threonine kinase activator activity; ATP binding; protein kinase activity. Lineage: Eukaryota; Viridiplantae; Streptophyta; Magnoliopsida; Magnoliales; Magnoliaceae. Gene Ontology annotation, biological process: protein phosphorylation.
CGUCCUACUCCGCGACGAAAGGCGCGGGCUCUCCCUCUCUCAUUCACGAGAAGAAAUCAAAACCCUUCUCUUUCUCUCUGUUUUCCGCCAUUCACGCCCACAAAACAGAGCCCUAGAAACUCAAAAACUCCAUCCAAAUCCAAUCGGUUUAUGGAUAAUAUCUCAUAUCUUGUAAAAAAAUCUCAUCUUCUUCCUCUUUUGCUUCGAUUUUCGUCCCAGUUUCUGCCUGAUUUGCUUCUUUAAUCGAUCCAUUUCCGAUCCUUUCAUCGGGAGAAUGCGGAAUCAUUCGGAACUCGCUGCGUCGGCAUCUUUCUCAAUGAGGAAGCUUAAUCCCGAGGGAUCUUCUUCGAUGAAGAAGCCGAAUUUCGAGAUGCGCAGUGUCAGCAGUGCGGGAGAUCGGCGGGAAGCUGCUGUGGAGAGGAAGAAGUAUCCGAUCAGGGCGGAGGAAUAUAUGCUGCUGGAGGAGGUGGGCCAGGGCGUCAGUGCGUCUGUUUACCGUGCGCUUUGCGUCCCAUUCGAUGAGGUUGUCGCGAUCAAGAUCCUCGAUUUCGAGCGGAAUAACAGCGAUCUGAAUAAUAUUUCUCGUGAGGCACAAACUAUGAUCUUGGUUGACCAUCCUAAUGUUCUUAAGGCGCACUGUUCCUUUGUACAUGAGCGUAGUCUAUGGGUUGUCGUGCCCUUCAUGGCUGGAGGAUCUUGUCUUCAUAUAUUGAAGGCUGCUUAUCCUGAUGGUUUUGAGGAGGUAAUCAUUGCAACUGUCUUGCGGGAAGUGUUAAAGGGAUUAGAGUACCUUCACCAUCAUGGGCAUAUACAUCGAGAUGUCAAGGCUGGGAACAUCCUAGUUGAUUCUCGUGGUGCAGUUAAGCUUGGAGAUUUUGGUGUUUCUGCUUGCCUUUUUGAUUCUGGUGAUAGGCAACGCUCCAGAAAUACAUUUGUGGGGACACCUUGCUGGAUGGCGCCUGAGGUUAUGGAGCAAUUGCACGGUUAUGAUUUCAAGGCAGAUAUCUGGUCUUUUGGGAUUACUGCCUUGGAGCUUGCCCAUGGGCAUGCUCCUUUCUCAAAGUAUCCUCCAAUGAAGGUUCUGCUUAUGACCUUGCAAAAUGCACCCCCGGGCCUUGAUUAUGAAAGGGACAGGAAGUUCUCGAAGUCUUUCAAGCAAAUGAUUGCUAUGUGCUUGGUAAAAGACCCAUCAAAGCGGCCAUCUGCACAAAAGCUGUUAAAGCAUUCCUUUUUUAAGCAAGCUAGGUCCAAUGAUUACAUUGCUCGGAAAAUUUUAGAGGGGUUGCCUACUCUUGGUGAUCGCCUUAAAGCAUUGAAGAUCAAGGAAGAAGACAUGCUUGCACAGAAGAAAAUGCCAGAUGGGAAGAAGGAGGAGAUAUCCCAGAAUGAAUACAAACGAGGGAUCAGUGAUUGGAAUUUCAACAUUGAAGAUGUGAAGGCCCAAGCUUCACUGAUUCAAGAUGUUGAUGAAACUAUCCCAGAGAAAGAUCAAGGAGGUUGCACAAAAUCCUUAUUUCGAAUCGAUAGCAUGGUGGAAAGACAGUCGGAAUCUACACUAUCUGUGAGCAGCUCCUCCAAGGAUGAUGGGGUUGAAAAAGAAGAUGAGGAUGUGAUUCAAGAGAAGCUAUCUCGCUUUCCAUCAUUCUACUAUACUGGGAACAAUUUCAGUGGCAAAUUAGACGGAUCUGAAGAUGAGUCAAGUAUUGCUACCUCCACUUGUGAAACCAACAUCCUGCAGAAUGGCUUGCUCUCUCAUGGCAAGAGUAUUGAAAAUGAUUUGAGUGAAAAUUGUGAAGUGGGGAUGGGCGAAAAGCAUCUAGACAGCAUUGUCACUCAUUCUCACAAUGAGAAGAGACCUUCCAUUGGCUCUCAUGCACCGGAAACCCCCAUCAAAGGAGAGAGUGACAAACAAAAAAAUCAGCUACAGAAUGUGGGAAGCGGCAAUGGACUAGUGGUUUCUCAGGUGAUAGAUGAUUCAGGUUCUGAAGCUAUUUCUAAAGCAUCAAAGUUGGCAGCAUCAAAUUCUGAUGAACAUGAUGAGAAAACAAAGAUUCCUGUUGUCCAGCAGAAAGGGCGUUUCAAAGUGACAUCUGAGAGUGUUGAAUUAGAGAAGGCACUUCCUUCUCCGUCGAUACCAAAGAGUCACAGUGUGCAGGUGAUUACUCAACUUCCUCAAAUGUUUCCAACGUCACCGUCUGAUGCUCCACCAUCAAAUCUUCUUGGAUGUUCCCUUUUCCCGCAAUUGCAUUCUAUUUUGCAAGCUAAUAUUCUUCAAAGGGAGAACAUUCUAAAUCUGAUGAAGCAAGUGAGCGUUGGUGAUAUAUCAGCUAAUCGAACAGCAGAUGGAGUGUCCACGCCAGUGUCCACCAUUGCAGUGGGGUCCAUGCCAGUGUCCACCAUUGCAGCGGAGAGGUCUUUGCUGGAGUCUGCACAUGAUAGGGAGAAGGAGCUACUGCAGGACAUUACUGACCUGCAGUGGAGGCUCGUGUGUGCCCAAGAGGAACUGCAGAGACUCAAAGCUAGAAAUUCUCAGGUUUGAUGAAACUCAGAGAGUUCCACCUGGUCUUUAGCUACAACUCUGCCACGACUCCCCAGAACAAGAUGAAAGGCAUGGAAAUGCAGCAUCGUCAGUCCAUCUAAGAUCAACUUCAAGUCUUUCAUGGGCUAGUUACUGAUAGGUCUCCUUGUAUCAUGUUGGAAGGCAUGAGUUUCUUAAGUGCACGACCGACCUGUUUAGACGGUCUGAAAUCGUGGCGAUGAGGGCCCUGAUUUCUGCACCAACUUGUGCAGAGGUAAAAAUGAAUGUUCAUAUAAACAUUCUUCUAUUGCUUGUUUUGUUGAUAUAUGGUUGGCUACUAUGUAUAUAUUGGAUGCAGAUA